AUGGACAUCGACCCGCAAUUACAGCGCGCCCGCGACGGGGAUCCCCAACGACCAGUAUACAUGCCAACAACCACAGCCGCGGAAUACCCGGAGCCACCCUCUCACAGGCACCCAGCCCUAAACCUACACCGGGACCUAGCGGGCCCAUCACCAUCAUACAGUCUAGGCGCCGAGCAUGCCUCCGCCAACCAAUCGCCAGACCCAAAUGACGGCCCAGGCGAUACCAAACGCUCUCGCGCCUGCGAGCCCUGUCGCCAACUAAAGGUACGCUGUGACCCAGACCCAGAACACCCAGAUGGAUCAUGUAAACGGUGCGCGAAAGCCCGGCGAACAUGUAUCGUCACGGCGCCGACGCGGAAGCGCCAGAAGAAGACCGAUAGUCGGGUUGCGGAGCUGGAGAGGAAGAUUGAUGCGUUGACUGCGACGUUGCAGACGUCGCAUGCGACUGGGUCGUUAUUUGCUGGUCCUGGGUCUGGGUCGCAGGCUCCGCCGUCUCUUGAAGAUCAUCCUGCUACUAGUCGGCGGUGGCUUUCUGGGGAGUCGAGCUCGAGCUUGGCUGGAAAGAAGCGGCAGCACGGUGGUGAGGCGAAGGAUUCGGCUGGGGCUGGGCUUCUUGGGCCGCGGUAUUCGAGACCUGGGAGUCCAUCUGCAGAGCAGAUUUCUAGUCAGCCGGCUUCGAAGCUGUGGCGUCGACCUGUUGCUGAAAUGCAGAGGCAGGAGGCUGCGGGCGAGUUUGUUGACAUGAUUGAUCGUGGUGUGAUUGAUUUGAAAACUGCCACUGCGGCUUUUGAGCGGUUUAUUUAUCAGAUGGUUCCGGAGUUUCCGUUUGUGGUUUUUCCCCCUGGGACAACUAUGGCUGAGGUGAGGCGUACGAAACCGUUCCUGUUUCUUGCUAUCAUGGGUGUUUCUGUUGGGAUCUUUAAUCCCGAGGCACAGCUUACUCUGAUCAAUGAAUACUACCGUUCGAUUGCUGAGGAGGUUGUUGUCAAGGGCCACAAGACCUUGGAAUUACUCCAGGCCAUUAUGGUUGGUACUAUCUGGUAUAUGCCACCUGACAAUUUCGACGAGAUUAAGUUUUAUACAAUGACGAAUAUGGCCGUGACACUGGCAAUGGAACUUGGUAUGAAUCGUCGGAUGUCUGUGAAUAAAAAGGGGUUCAACAUGAUCCGUGAUUUGAUUAUCAAAAAGCCACUGGGCCCGGCUUUUGAUCCUGAAGGACCGGAGGCGAGGAGGACUUGGGUUGGUUGCUAUUACCUAUCUGUCCAAAUGGCCGCCGCUUUGAGACGUGUGCAUCUAGUUACUUGGCAACCGUACAUGGAUGAAUGUCUUGAGAUUCUAGAUACUCACCCGGAUGCUUUACCUUCUGAUCGGAACUUGAAAUGGUGGGCAAGGCUCGGAAGUAUCAUGGAAGAUGCUGGUGUACGUUCUUCAGAUGACGUUGGCUCGAUUGUCACAUUUGCAGAUAGUAGGGCCUGGCAUGAAAUCAAGUCGUUUGAGAAUCGGUUAUCGCGGUGGAGAGCUGAGGUCCCACGCGACGUCUACACUGGGCCGAUGGUUCAUACCGAAUGUGUUCUGAAUAUCUUCAUACACGAAUCUGUAAUGAGCUUGGACUACAACGCCAUAAACGACUCUCCGCAUGAAUUGCCAAGUGCAUCUGUUGCUGCUGUCAUCGAUGCUUUAACUUCCAUUAUUCGCUCCAUUCACCAGAGUCUCGAUAUAAUUACCUCAAUGGAGAUCGACAGGCUCCUUUCUCUGCCUACCUCGUCUAUAGCUCGGACAUCAUAUCCAGUGGUCGGCCUGAUCAAGAUAUACUCACUUUACAUGUCGCCAGACAGCCGCAUAGGCCGGAUUCUCGAUGUGCAGAGCCUCAAACUGGAUUACUAUCUUGACAAGGUGAUAGCACAGUAUCGUGCUGGCGCAGCGCGCGAUGGAGGCCGUGUAUUGGCCAAAUUCGGAAACAUCUUGGUCUUACUCCGCAACUGGUUUGUCAAAAAGCGAGACCAGGGAGAUCAAGGCCGAGAAUUGAAGGAACUCUUCUCGGCCGGGCAUCAAUCUUCGCAGCCACGCCAACAAGUACAUCCAAGCCCAAACAUCCACAAUGCGACAUCAUCCAAAUCAACACAGAUGGCACCGGGCAUGACACCCCUCCACUUCCUAAGCGAAGUAGCAAUGGGCGACCCAGCCAACCGACCCUCAACCCAACCCAACCUCCAACGCCAAGUAUACCCAACAGACCAAAGUCCAGAAACGAUACAAACACCCACAUCGUCCACCUACAACGCCGACCCAUCUCUCACCCACCAGAAGAAACCAAUGCCCCAAUCACUCUGGCCCGCGGGUUCAUCCUACCAACCCACAGACCCAACCCUCGAAUCGAGAUCAUACUAUCAACCUUACCCACAAACAGAUCAAUCACAAUCAUACCCAGAUAUCCAGACAAAUACUACAGUCACUCAGGGGUAUCCCGAUAUGUCAGCAGUGGCAGGAAUACAACUGGCACCACCGAUGGGAAUGGCCGAGGUUGGUGUAGACGCUGGAUUUGGAGAUCCAUUUUUCACAUUGAAUAAUAUGAUGGAUGAGGGAUUAUUCACGUUCCCGCUUUCUUUUGAUGGGAAUUUUGGAUUGUUUUAA
Penicillium canescens is the source of this 2631-nucleotide messenger RNA. RefSeq names its product putative C6 transcription factor (War1). The transcript has 3 exons. Gene Ontology annotation, biological process: regulation of DNA-templated transcription. Gene Ontology annotation, molecular function: zinc ion binding; DNA-binding transcription factor activity, RNA polymerase II-specific; transcription cis-regulatory region binding. Bases 1 to 2631 code for a protein of 876 amino acids. NCBI's taxonomy places the organism in Eukaryota, Fungi, Ascomycota, Eurotiomycetes, Eurotiales, Aspergillaceae. Gene Ontology annotation, cellular component: nucleus. The record is from RefSeq and is a predicted model, not a curated record.